Molecule: messenger RNA, 1709 nt
Organism: Vollenhovia emeryi
Lineage: Eukaryota; Metazoa; Arthropoda; Insecta; Hymenoptera; Formicidae
Product: golgin subfamily A member 6-like protein 22
Exons: 5
Coding region: 218-1573 (451 amino acids)
Cellular component (GO): cilium; ciliary basal body
Molecular function (GO): microtubule binding
Source: RefSeq, a predicted model, not a curated record
CUAUGGCAACAGAAAGACGGAGGAACAACGGAUCAGAAGCAUUAAUGUUCGACGUUGUGCAGUGAACACUAUGUAGUAAUUCCGAUCGAAUUUCAAUAUCUUCUCGACUCCGCUUCUUCACAAAUUUGGACUUGACACGACAUGCUUCUGACAUGAAUAACUUGAAAUAAAGUAACCGAAAAAUUUUGGAGCGUAACUGGCGUAUAAAAGUAACAAGAUGUUCAAAAAGAAGAAACGUGGGGGUGACAAGGAGAAGAAAGUACGGAAGAAGGCUGUAAACGAACGAGAAACUGUGUCUUACGAGCAACAAAUUCUAGACAACAAUAGACAAUUGUCACGACUACGCAGCCGAAAUGAGGAGCUCGAGAUCGAGGUGAAGAAUUUGAUGAAGAAAUUCGAGCAGUUGAAAGAGGAUCGAUCGGACGUCGUGGCGCAUCUGAAGCGAGACCUGGAGGGAAAGAUAGAGGAGGCCCGCGAGUUGAACGAACGUUUGUUGGCCUUGGAAGAGCUGAGAAAGCAGGAGCAAGCCGAGUACAAAAAGAGGGAAAGCGCAAUGGAACAGGAGUUCCGUACUAUGGAAAGCAAUUUAAGCGCCGAAGUGAAACUCGCAGCUGGUAAGUUGAACGCGUUGGAAGACUGGAGAUUGGCCCGUUUGGAUUUGAUGCGCAAGUUUGAGGUGCAGGAAGAGGAAAUGGCGAAACAAGAGGAAUUGCACAAGACGACGCUCUACGAAACGGAGAAAUCAGUCAUUGUUGCCAAGGCUAAAAUGCAAAAGGAUAUGGAGGAACGAUUGAAGCAGCUUGCUCGGGAAUUCAAGGAAGCGACGAACGUCCGUAUAGCGGACGUGAUGCACAACGCGGUCAGGAGGAACAUCGCGCUUAACCACGAGCUGAAUUCGAUGUUGAAGGUCUGCCAGGACCUGGAAACGCAGAGCUCAGAGUACAAGGAGACCGAUCGCGCGCUCAGGCUGCAGUGCGAGCUGCUCGAGGGCGAGGCCAGGAUCGCGCAGGAGGACGCGAUGAGGCACAGACGUGCGAUGCACGAACUGGCCGAGGAGCACGUGGACACGAUCCUCGAGUACGGGCGAGUACAACGCCAGAACGCGAGGCACCUCAAUUACGAGCAAGCGAUGGACGAGUACAAAGCGAGGUGCGUGGAGUCGGAGGAGAGGGUGAAGGUCCUCGAGCAACGUUUGCAGGAGACCAAGAGAGCCCGGGAGGAGGUCCUGAAGGAAGUGCGGAAGAAAUGCGAGGAGUUUGAUAAAUUGAACACGAUCUUGAACGAAGCCAAACAGUGCGUCCUGGAAGCGUUACAGUUGCAAGAGCACGUCUGCACGAGCGAUGUUUGUACUUCGUGUUGCGCCGAUCAGAAACAGAAGAUCAUUUAUUCGCUCCAGAAUAUACUCGAGAAGCAUAACAUUUCUGACAUAAUGGAAGACGAUGAUUCACAGGUAAAUAAAAUGCGCAAUACAAUGCCACGCAAUUCAAGGCAUAUACACAGCUGGAAUAAUAUAGCAUCGCUUCAACACUUUGACAUACAUUCCAUUAAUAUUAUUUUAAAAAUUAAUAAUUAGAAAACUUCCAGAAAUUUAUAAGCAACACGUUUGAGAGGGUUGUCGCUUAACGCAUUUCUUGGCUAAAUUCAUAAUUUUUAUAUUUACAUAUAUAUACAAAAUAUAUAACUAUAAAACGAUUUUUAUUUUAGAUUCU